Molecule: messenger RNA, 2681 nt
Organism: Xiphias gladius (swordfish)
Lineage: Eukaryota; Metazoa; Chordata; Actinopteri; Istiophoriformes; Xiphiidae
Gene: kynu
Product: kynureninase
Exons: 16
Coding region: 765-2198 (477 amino acids)
Biological process (GO): NAD+ biosynthetic process
Cellular component (GO): cytoplasm
Molecular function (GO): kynureninase activity; pyridoxal phosphate binding
Source: RefSeq, a predicted model, not a curated record
CAAGACUUCAGCUUGUCCCGUACCUCCCAGCAUUUUUCACACCUGUCCUAGAUGUGCGCCGAGGUGCUAUAUCAUCCACGUGGGACUCUCGAGAACCUCCCUGAAAGUCUCCCUGGUUCUGAGACUGCACCGUUGGUGGCUCAUUGCUGGAGCACCUUUACUGGAGAGAAAACAUUAUCUGCCGCCGCCUUUGAUGUUUGUGCCCUGAGAAACGACUGGGGGGGGUUCAGUCCAGUCCAGUCCUGCCUCCUGAGCACUUCCAGAUGUCACACAUCCUCUUUUACUGUGAGAAAAACAAGGGAAGAACAUACAAGAGUUAUGUCAGCAGCUCCAAUGCCCCAAAAACAUCUUGCGACCAUAUUGUUUCUGCACUCUUAAAAACCAUGAGUCAUUUUUUCAACACGUCUGCGUGCUCAGCUUUUCAAAACACCAACUUGUGCAUCCUCCAUGCAUGGUUCUCUUUGCUGCAGUUUGGAUGGAAAACCUCCCCUUCAGCAGGAGUGGGAGCUCCAGCUAACGUGAUGGAAUGAAAGCAGACGGCUCAGUGAGCUGCGAGGAGGAGCUGAAUAAUGAGGCAGAAGAAGAACCUCUGAGGCUUAAAGUCGAUUCAGUGGACCAAUGAUUAACUCAGAGAGGUUAAAGAGCAUAUCCAGAUAAGGGGAUUCACCCAGUCUGAGCAGAGGACGCUCAUCUGCAGACCAGCUGAUCCCACCGUGAGUUACAGCUUCCACUGCACUGCAGAGCUUCACUUCUGCAAAGAAUGAAUGACUGGCCAGGCCAGCAGCCCCCCCAGUCCCACAGCAAUGGACCCGCUUAUCGGCUCAACUCCGAGGGAGACUCUGGAGCGAGUUUCAGCCUCGCUGGGCUGCAGUCCAACCUCUGCAGAGGUGGCUUCAUACCUCGACAUGCAUGACAAACUGAGACAUCUCAGAGAGAAGUUUCUGCUGCCCAAAAUUGCAGAUUUGCCCACUUCUGAUCUCUCCCUGGUCGAUGGCAGCAAGGAGUGCAUCUACCUUGUGGGAAACUCACUGGGGCUUCAGCCCAAAAUGGCCAGGACAUAUCUGGAAGAGGAGCUGGAUAAGUGGGCUAAAAUGGGAGUUCAUGGUCACACAGAGGGCUCUCGACCUUGGGCCUGGGCUGAAAACAACAUAGAAGAGCUCAUGGCAAAUGUUGUCGGAGCUAAAGCUGAAGAAGUGGCACUGAUGAACGGCCUGACAGUUAAUUUACACCUUCUAAUGCUUUCCUUCUACAAACCCACGGCAGCUCGGCACAAAAUCCUUCUAGAAAACAAGGCCUUUCCCUCAGACCAUUAUGCUGUGGAGUCUCAGAUCAGGCUACGAGGGUUCGACCCCCAGCAGAGCAUGCUGCUGCUGUCAGCCAGACCGGGAGAAGAGACUCUGAGAACAGAGGACAUCCUGCAGGUCAUCGAGGAGGAGGGCGACUCCAUCGCCGUGGUGAUGUUCAGCGGCGUUCAGUAUUACACCGGCCAGCUGUUCAACUUGGCCGCCAUCACGGAGGCUGGUCACAGGAAGGGCUGUUACGUGGGUUUUGACUGCGCCCACGCGGCGGGAAACGCCGAGUUAAAGCUGCACGACUGGGGCGUCGACUUCGCCUGCUGGUGCUCGUACAAGUAUCUGAAUUCAGGUGCCGGCGGUCUGGCCGGAGCGUUUGUCCACGAGAAACACAAAGACGCCAUCCAACCAGCGCUGCUGGGAUGGUGGGGACAUGCCCUGGAAACGCGGUUCAAGAUGAGUAACACGUUGGAGCUGCAGCCUGGUGUGAGCGGCUUCCGACUCUCCAACCAGCCCAUCUUGCUGGUCUGCCCCCUGCAGGCCAGUCUGGAGGUAUUUAACAUGACCAGUAUGCAGGCGUUACGAAGGAAGUCCCUCCUGCUGACGGGUUACCUGGAGUAUCUGAUCCAGCAUCACUACGCUGAAGACCCCGCCCAGCCCCACAAACCUCACAUCCGCAUCAUCACGCCGUCUGACCCUGAGCAGCGAGGCUGCCAGCUCUCACUGUCCUUCUCUGUCCCCAUCAGAAAGGUGUUCCAGGAGCUGGAGAAGAGGGGUGUCACUUGUGACAUGCGGGAGCCCAGUGUACUGCGAAUCGCUCCGGUGCCGCUCUACAACACCUUCAGCGACGUUCACCGCUUCAUAGAAAUGCUGGGAUCAGCGCUCGCUGCCACCGGCAGCCAAUAGAAUGAAGUGCAGUACACAUCAACUUUUGUUUUUUUUUGUUGAGGUGUCAUUAAUUGACUUUAAGUUCAAUAUUAAAGCUCAUUAUCUUCACCAGUGUAUAUUAUUUCCGUUUGAAAGAUAUUUAACAGAAAAAAAAAAUGUUGUAAAUCCACCAGUGUAUUAACAUGUAGUCAGGAUUUGAAGUCUCAUAUAAAUGAGACUAUGAGGAUCUAUAAUAGGGAAGAAAGCAAAGUUUAGUUAGCCAGCAGGCCUCCCCUCACCAAUUAACACCUACUUUAUUAUAACAUCGACUUCUCUCUAAUGUUCUUGCAUGUGUUUAUGCACUAUUACCUUGACGGAUGCCUAUUCCACAAUCAGACAUAAUUGGCAUAUCAAUAUGCGAAACCUAAAUGGAUUAACCUCCUCUAAAACUAAUGAGCACUUGGAUGCCCAGCUGGGGAAUGGACCAGAAUUAGCAUUUGUCAUCUUUUUGGAGUGAUAUGA